AUGAAUUUAUUUGCAAAACAAGCAUUAGAGUUGGUGAAGUAUGUGAACCCAAACAACUUCCUGUUAUUGAUCUUGAAGCUUAUUUAUAGUUUCUUUCUUUUUUCAAUCAAUGAUUGGCCAUUGUCUUGGUGCAGCUGGUGGUUGCAUACAUUCUUUAACCAAGAUAAUUUGAAAGAGGAUGCUACAAUUGUUACUGUCCGGAAUUUUAAGAAAAAACAUGAAGCUGGUGUUGCAAUCUCCCAAUUCAUUUGGAUUUGGUGGACACAAUUUUUAACAUUUCUGGAUGCAGUGAAUAUGGAACAUUUGUUUAUAUGGAUUUUAUCUAAGGAAUUAGAAACAUCUCAUUGAUAUGAGUGGAUAUGAAAACAUCUCAUUUAAUUUAGUGGGUAUCAUGUUCCAACAAUAACUUAGAAGGAUGAAUUAA
Messenger RNA from Vicia villosa (hairy vetch), 424 nucleotides. RefSeq lists its product as uncharacterized. The record is from RefSeq and is a predicted model, not a curated record. The coding region runs from base 1 to 348 and encodes 115 amino acids. NCBI's taxonomy places the organism in Eukaryota, Viridiplantae, Streptophyta, Magnoliopsida, Fabales, Fabaceae. The transcript is spliced from 4 exons.